Xyrauchen texanus (razorback sucker) is the source of this 8820-nucleotide messenger RNA. Its product is annotated as homeodomain-interacting protein kinase 3-like. The record is from RefSeq and is a predicted model, not a curated record. Gene Ontology annotation, cellular component: PML body; nucleus; cytoplasm. Bases 358 to 4023 code for a protein of 1221 amino acids. NCBI's taxonomy places the organism in Eukaryota, Metazoa, Chordata, Actinopteri, Cypriniformes, Catostomidae. Gene Ontology annotation, molecular function: protein serine/threonine kinase activity; ATP binding; protein tyrosine kinase activity. Gene Ontology annotation, biological process: peptidyl-serine phosphorylation; peptidyl-threonine phosphorylation. The transcript is spliced from 16 exons.
AGCAUUCUCGACCGCUCAGCUGAGCGAGCUCGGGCGAGUUAAAGCUGACAGAGUUUAUCCGUCGUCUGGAGGAAACAAACUAAGGAGACUUAAAACCUCAUCGAUAUGAAGAAGAAAAACCUCCCCUGACCGAAGCGCAUAUCCUUAACUCUACGCUGGACCCGGUUCGGUUCCAGUGGACGGCUUAGUAGGCGAGUUAUGCGCACUUGAAAAUGAAGGGAGCUUGUGUUUUUUUUCUCCCUCGUCCAGCGAGAGGACAAGAUGGCAGCGCGAAAAGAGCAUGCAGUGGGUGCGAAUUAAACCCGAACAUGUUCUCUAAAGACCUGCAGUCCCACCACAGCUGCUGUCUGUGAAGGUAUGGCCUCACAGGUUACGGUCUGUCCACCACAUGUUUAUCAACCCCAGACAAGUGCCUUUUGCAGAGCGAAGAAAAUCGAUCCCAGCAGCUGUGUUUACCAAAAGAUUGCUCGCACUUACGUGGUCGGUGUGAAUCUAGGCAUUGCACACCCCACAGAUAUUAUACCCUUAUCGCAAAUUGAAGUGUUGACUAGCAAGAAACCCUGUGGUACACAGGCCUUUUCAAUACAGACUGAAUCCUUUCCAACUCCACAGGAGCACGUUGGAAGGGCUUCCUUGCUAUACACACGUGUGGCAUUAGAGGGUGACCUUCAGUAUUUCUCCAGAGCGGCCACAGCUGUUGCAGAAGAAAGUGGAGACAGUGGCCAAAACUGCCAAAGUAGUUGUAGUAGUUCUAGAGUGGGAGCAGGGGACGGCGAGGAGGGAGACGUAAGAAACGGUGGUUUGAAUUCAGUUGACAAAACCCAAAAAUGUGGGUUUAAAUGUGAAAGUGAGGAGCUUGAGAAGGUCAAGAGCAUCAUGCAGAUAGUAGAGGAGCAUUCGACUCUACCUGCUAUGUUGCAAACAAACGUUGGCAGCACGGCCGCAGUGGGCAUGGCUCCACCCGAGCAGAAUGGAACAGGAACGGGAACUGUGAGCGGUGCAGUUGAUGGUGAAUAUCAGUUGAUGCAACAUGAAGUGUUAUGCUCCAUGAAACACACCUAUGAAGUGCUGGAAUUCUUGGGACGUGGUACAUUUGGUCAAGUGGUAAAAUGUUGGAAACAGGGCACCAACGAGAUCAUGGCGGUGAAAAUACUAAAGAACCAUCCGUCAUAUGCACGGCAGGGCCAGAUCGAGGUGAGCAUCCUGGCCCGCCUGAGCGGGGAGAACGCAGAGGAGCAUAACCUGGUGCGGGCUUUUGAGUGCUUCCAGCACAGGAACCACACCUGUCUGGUGUUCGAAAUGCUCGAACAGAACCUAUACGACUUCCUUAAGCAGAACAAGUUCAGUCCAUUGCCGUUGAAAGUGAUUAGGCCCGUGCUGCAACAGGUGGCCACGGCGCUGAAGAAGCUCAAGAGCUUGGGCCUGAUCCACGCUGAUCUUAAACCAGAGAACAUUAUGCUGGUAGAUCCCGUGAGACAACCGUUCCGUGUAAAAGUUAUUGACUUUGGUUCUGCUAGCCACGUCUCUAAAGCUGUGUGUUCAACGUAUCUGCAGUCACGCUACUACAGGGCUCCAGAGAUCAUCCUGGGCUUACCCUUCUGUGAGGCCAUAGACAUGUGGUCACUGGGCUGCGUCAUCGCUGAGCUGUUUCUGGGCUGGCCGCUUUAUCCAGGAGCGCUGGAGUAUGACCAGAUUCGUUACAUCUCACAAACUCAAGGGUUGCCAGGAGAGCAGCUUCUUAAUGUGGGAACAAAGACAUCCCGCUUCUUCUGCAAGGAGUCUGAUUCGCCAUACUCUGCUUGGAGACUGAAGACCACUGAAGAACAUGAGACAGAGACUGGGCUGAAGUCCAAGGAGGCAAGGAAGUACAUUUUCAGCUGUUUGGAUGACAUAGGACAUGUAAACCUUAUGCUCAUCAUGGAGGGAUGUGACCAGUUGGCGGAGAAAGCAGACAGGAAAGAAUUUGUGGACCUGCUGAAGAUGAUGUUGAUGAUCGAUGCCGAACAGAGAAUUGCCCCUUCAGAUGCACUUACUCACCCUUUUGUCACUAUGCAGCACCUGAUGGAUUUUCCCCAUUGCAACCACGUCCAGUCUUGUUUCCACAUCAUGGAUUUUUGUCACUCAAGAACCAGCAUUUAUGAUACUCUCAACCGCAACAAAGCACCCCCUCUCACACUUUCCAGUGCUCCAAAUAUCACUGUCGCCUUCAACAAAAUCCAUUCUGUCCACUCUCAGACUCUGCCUCCGUCGGCUCCACCUGUGGUCCAUCCUGGCUUACCAAUCCAAACAGGAAGUGCCCAGUUUGGUUGUAACGACUCGUUUCAGCAGGCACUCAUUCUCUGUCCUCCUGCCCUUCAAGGAAUUCCCUCAAACCCAAGUCAGCCAGCAGGCUAUUCAGUUAGAAUUGAGAAUUCUCUUCCUCUGGUGACCCAAGCCCCAGCAAUCCAGCCCUUACCCAUGAGACCAGGAAUUAUAGCACAACAGCCAUGGUCCAACAGAACUCCACAGAUCUUGAUGCCAGCUUGGCAGCAGGUCCCACCACCUGCUACGAGCUUGGCAUCCGACACAGUCGUUGGACCACAGAGGCGAGGAGACUGGGGGAGAGUGCGGCCACACAGUAGCCAUUACAAUUCGGUGAUGCCCCAACCUUUUGUUCCCAACCAAAUGGCUGUGUCAGCUCAUCAGCCAAUAAACAUUGGCAUCGCUCAUGUGGUCUGGCCUCAGCCUGCAACUAACAAGAGGAACAAGGCUCAGAACAGGAGUAUGAAUGUCUCACACUUUAUGGACACACCGCCCUCAGUGUGUCCAUCAUUAAAGAUUACGGACAGGUUGGUGAGUACAGAGCCAGAGCGGAGCUCUCCUGAGAGAGAGCUGCAGUCCCAGGUGAAGCAGGAACCAGAGCAGGUGGAGGAGGGUUGCUGUAAGGCAGGAGGGGCCAAUCAACAGCGAGAGUCCAUCAUUAUUAGAGAGUCACCCAGUCCAGCGGUCAGUGUCAUUAGCAUUAGCAGUGGCACAGAUGAGGAGGAACAAGUACCGAGAUGCUCCCUUAACAAGUGUAAGGGCAGUCCUGAGUGUGAGACAUGCACAGGUUCUCUGAACAUGGAGCGAGUGUGUUCUCUCAGCAGUCCUGACAGCAGUCUGAGCACCAGCUCCUCUGCCUCGGCACAAUCCAGCCCGUCACCAUGCAAAAGACCCAGCAGCAGUAUAUCAGAAGAUGAUGGCCAUGAAAGUGGGUGUGAAACGGUAGAUGGGUCCCCCCCUUCAGACUCCUCCCUAGGGCUGCACGACAGCCCCUUCCCUGACAGACGCUUCCUGACCAAUCAGAACCAGAAACCACAGGCCAGGCGCGGACACCCCAAUACAGGGCUGAACAAACCUGCAGUGAGGACUGUUGUUGUGCCACCCAUGAGAGUGAUGAACAAUAAUCACCAUCCCAUCAAUGAGCAACACACAGUUGGCACAGUCUUCGAAUCCUUCUGCCAGUCCAGAGGUCGCUGCGGCCCAGGACGACUGAGCCAUCAUUCCACGCCCACGCUGCCCCGCCAGCAGAAAAUGAGCUCUUUAUUCCAGCCACAGCAGCCAGGCUUUGGCCAGAUCCAGCAUUACGGCUCCUGCCACAAGGAGUGGAACGGCAACUACCGGCAGCCGCGCCGGCCGCAUGCCUUCAUCCCGCCAAUGGUGCACGGCCCCGCCUUCCCGCUUCCCCACGGCAGCCCCACACACUCGGCCGCCAACCCGCCACCUCCCGCCCUCCUCUCCUAUCCACCUUCCGUGCCCGUGGCCCACCUCUUGCCUUCGCCGUGCCCACCACCGGCCCAACGGCCCGUCUUGCAGCCUGCCUACAGUCUGGUGCACCACCAGGGCAUCAGCGUAGGUAUCAACCACAGGCUGCUCCCCUCCCCCACCCUGCUCCCGCAGGGCCAGUUCAAAGCCCUCUUUCCCCCGCACUCCUAUGUGGCAUCGCCCGCCUACGCAGGCUUCCCCCUCAGCCCCAGCAAACUCAGCCAGUACCCCUACAUCUGAGCUGGAGCCUGCGGCAACGCUGCUGAAACAGCACUUAAACGCAAGCCGCAAACUUUCAAGCCCCCAUAGGGUUUCCUUUUCUUUUUCUUAUGAAGUUUGACAGCAGUGAUGAUAAUGCAAUUGAAAUCGAGCUUUAUAGAUAUCAUGAUGAUUAAAAUGAAAGGAUGAAUGAGUGAGUGAGUGAAUGAGUGGAUUAAAAAUAAAAGCAAAUUUUUUAAUGUGUUUUUGCACAUUUGAUACAAAGUAAAACCCUAGUCAUUAGAUCUCCUGUACCGAGAGAAACUCAGCAGAUCUUAACCCCACCCCCCUUCCCCUAUGCUAUUUUUUGAUAUCGCUUUUUGAAGUGCGUAUUAGACACAGUGACUCUUGUUAAGCCAUCGCUGUCUACAGUGGUAAAGCCACAUGUGUGUGUGAAAGGGAGAGAGAGAGAGAGAAAGUGAAAGUAUCCCCCUUGUGGCGACCCGGUCAUACCUGUCCAUAUUUUCAUUGUAACCCGUACUCUUCAGUGUUACAUCUGUUAAACCGGUGUUGAAAAAGUCACGCUGCAUGUUUCUGCAUGGGCAAACUUCAAUGAGGGAAGGGCUGAAAACUGUUGCUCUUCUCCCUCUGUGUAUGUGUUGUACAACUUGCUGCAUUGAAUCCUUGGUUCAACAAACAGUGCCUUAAAAUCCAUGUUGUUGCAAGGUUACCCCAAUCCCACUUGCAGUCAUGUGUGUACUGGACUGCAGCACUUGAAACUUUAAAUCGUUCUUUGUGAUUUUUACAUUAGGGCUGUUUCAUAGAUUGAUUUGUGCUUGGUGCAUUAGUUGGCUUGCAUAGUCUCUACGUUAGUAUUGUAAAAGAAUGAUCACAUCACCGUAACUUUAUUUAUCUCUUUGGGUUGUGACAUAGGAAUUCUUUUUGGAGAGGGGCUUAGGCGUAAGACGAUUCAAAGAUGUUGAACCAAACCUGCUCGGUCUAAACAAGGACUUAGCCCCAAAGGGUUUUCAUGUUUUAAAAUCUCACUUAAAAUAAAUUGACACUUGAUUGGCUAUUAACAUUUUCUCUGUCUUCAGUUCUGUCUUUGUGAUUUUACGUCCGUUGAGUGCAUGUUUCCAUGUAAGAUAUGGCUCAUGAAAUGUUCUUUCUACAGGUUUGAACUUUUGUACAGAUAACGGAGCGAAAUAUUGCAAUGGAUAGUCGGUUUUCGUUCAAUGCCCUAGUUGAUUUGGUCAUUAUGAUAUUCAGAAUCAGAAAAGUCCUUUACAUGUGUUAUUUACAGGUGGAUGUUUUUGGGAUGCCCUGAGCAUGUGUUUGAGAGGUAGCAGAUUUAGACUUGUUACGGAUAACUCGCUUCGCUGUAGCAGAGGCGUAUUCAAAUGAACUAUGUACAGAAAAAGUACUUUCAUAUUUGAUAUUCUGUUUCUACUCUAAUAGUAUUUACACUGUUUAAUGAAACUGCAAUACAAUCCAUAGAUUUGGGGUGUACUCUGUUUUUAUUUUAUUUUCAUCAAUUCUACAUUUAUUUUAGAGUUAGAAGUGUUAUUGGUGUUGGAAUUGUAUCCUGUAGAUAGCUCUGAUGAUGUUCUAUGGUUUCAUGUUUGCUUUGUGCAGAAAUUUUAGUAUUGAGUAUCCAACUGUAAGUCUAUCAUUGCUGGAGUAUUCAGUGCUUUAUAAGAUGAGAGUUGAUCGUGUGCAAUUUUCUUCAUAGAUGCAUGUGACAAGAUAAGAUUUUUGUUUAGUAUGCUCUCUUUUCUCACCAUUUAAUUAAGGCAUUUUUUUUUUGUUGACGCUGGCUGUUUUUAUUACAUACAUUCCGUCAGGGACAAAUAGCUUUUUUUUCUGUGUGAUUAGUUUUUAUUUUAUUUUUAUCAAUUUUUAUUAGAUAUGAUUUUUUCAUUAUGUGUGUUUUCCUUUGCUGUCAUAUAACUAUGCUUUUGCUACACCAAAGACAGUAAUUCAUUUCUUAAGCAGAGUAACUACUGUUUUAGCGUAGACCUCAAACAUAUUGUAUUUGAGGCCAUAUUUAACAAAAAUCUGUAGAAAUUUGAGGUUGAUGUUUAGCUUUUUUUGGGCAAGUUAUGACUUUGUUUCAUUUAUUAUUGAAUGUAUCGUAGAUAAGCUGCUAUAUACUGAUUGCCACUUCAUAAUAGCUGUGAAAUUAGACUAUUAACUUUGUUCUUAGCCUUCUUAUUUUAUAUAUAUAUAUAAAUUAUAUAUAUAUGUCUAAUUACCUUGAAAUAGAAGUGAGGAUUUGUUUUUGGUUUUACCGUACUGACUGGCAUCAGAAGCAUUUUAAUGCCUCUCUCUGUUUUGCUUUCUUUCUUUGAAGUGUCAUUGUAACUACUGUAUUGCAAGUAAUGGAGAUUUAGUUUUUUGUGUGUGUGUGGGGCUUGUGUUAUUUUCCGUUUUGUUUGCAUCAGUGUUUUUUAUCUGUUGUUAUCUUGGGGCUAAUCUUUACGUAUUAGAUGCAUAUUGGUAUAAAUCAAUCUUAUUACAUAUAUUUGCAUUUUGUUAAAAGCAUAGCUUGCAGGAUAGAUUUAAUGUACUUUUUUAAGUAUCAAUAUUAAUUUUGUAUUCUACGACCCUCUUAUCUCAUCAGUUCAGAAUAUUAAUCUCAAUAAUGCUUUUAGCACUUGUUGAUACUGUUUAUAAGCUCGCCAACAUUUUAGGUUUGGACAAAAAUAUUUUCCGUCAUCUUGUUAACUUCAGUGCUCAGAUUUGGUAAUCAAGUUUUUUUUUUUUUGGGGGGUCUUCCACCUAAUGAUCAGUUACUCGUUUCAUCAAAGAUGUAUCAGGUAUAUUACUGAGUUUGGAAUGAAAAAAAAAAUAAAUGCACAUGUUUUUGUUCUUUUGAUUACCAAUGAACUCCCAUGUAAGGAGGACUGUUUCUUAGCUCAGAAAACUAGGAGUUAUGCGACCUCCUGUUUUUGCUUAAACAUCUUGCUGUGGGUGAUUAUUCCCUGUUCUUCAAAGUGAGCAACACUGCAUUAGUGCCUUUGAAUUGUGCUUAAGACCUUUAUAUUCAUUUUACAAACACUGCCUGCCAGCCUCUUCCUCACUUUCAUGUUCCCUCGGUCUGAUUGAACGAGUGAACAGUGUGACUGAGGAAUGAAAGCGUAAUUGCAGUAUUUCUCAAACAUAACUGAAAUGCUGUACAGCAAGUUGAUUAAAAGUAGAUCUUAAUCCAUGGUAGAUGUCUUGAUGGACCUCAAUAUAGUGUUGAUUUAACAUGAUUACCAACAUAACUUGUUAGUGAUACACCAAGCAAGCAAUGCAGUAAUCACCUUUAAAGGUGUCGCUGGAAAUGGAUGUUUGUUUCUCUAAAUUGUGAUGAAAAAUCCAGUCACUUGUUGGGUCUGGCUUGUGUGUUUGUUCUUGGAACACAUCUGAAUUAGUUAAUUUUUAAGACCACCAACAACAACAAAAAAAAAAAUACUAUUAUGAAGUGAUAUCAGGGAUUAUUAUUAUGCUGAUUAAACAUCCAAGACACAGUUUUCUUGUAUUCGGGAAGCUUGACAUAAAUACACUGUGAAUGUAAACGUCAACUCAUGUUUCACCACCAUGUUGAAACAUUUGUAAAAUAGAAUAAAUGAACCAUGCCCUUUGUUUAACAGGACGUAACAUUAUCCAAGUGCAUUGCUUUACUCCAUUUAUUUGGAGAUGCAGUCCAAAAUGUGUUUUGGUUCCACAAGUUGUCUUGCUUUAUUGUUUCAGAACAGUGGAUCUUUAAUAUAUAGCAUGUAGCACUAGAGAUGAGUACUAAAAUUUCUACUCGUGCACAUAGACAAUUGUAUGAAUUUAAUGCAUUAAUUUGUUGCUAGUAGACAUUUCAGAAAUGUGACCUGCAUUGUAAAAAGGUCUACCAACCUAAAUAAGAUUGAACCUUAGCCAAAGUGCUAAGGACAGCCGGCUGCAUGAGGGAUCUACACACAAAGCUAAAGAUUUAGAAGAAAUUUCUCCCAAACCAAACAAUUUUAGGUUGUGCUUUGAUUGUUUUGUUUUCUUUGAUUUCACACAUUGUUUUUCUUUUAGAGGUUCUUGUACAGUUCAUUCAGGGUCCUUGUAUUAGUCAUAUGUGCUACUGUGUAACACUUGCCGUAAGAUUUGGGUUGGAUUGCUCUAUUUUUAACUCUUCUGCAGAUAAUAUUUGAGUAAAAGUUCAAUCUUACUGCAAGUUAUUUAAUAAUAUUUAGACUUAAGAGCAAGCAGACUUGAUUUACUAAAUCGAAACUGUUACCGUUUUCUUAUUUGUAGAUUUUUGUGGCUUUUUGAUUUCUGUUUGCUUUUGUUUUCUAUGCUACAUUAGUUUGCUAUGUUGCCACUGCACUGUGCAAUAUUCACUAUAUAAGGACUGGGAAACUUAUAUAUAUAUAUAUAUAUAUAUAUAUAUGUAUAUGUAAUGUCUCUUACAGUUUGCAGUCGUAUUUCUCUAGUUCUCAGCGAUUUAUAUGUGACCAAGCCUUAUGUACUUUGUCACAAAAAGCGGGUUUUCCUGGUGACUAUUGGUGAGUGUCAAAUUAAAGAAAUGGUGUAUUGUCAAAAUUCACUUUGAAUUAAAAUAUAUAUAUUGCUGCGGGCACACAUUUGGUCUCAGUGCUUUAUUUUGAUAUAUUAAGGAAAUCUUUUCAAUGUAUUUGACCACGUAAAGGGCAUGGCAUUUUCUAUCUUGACUGGAUAUUGAUUUAUUUUAUUUACACAUAAAGGAUAUGGAGUAUUCCAGCUUGACUGGUUUUUCAUUUAAUAAAUCGAAGAAAUGGCGCCAUCUUGCGGAUGGACUCAAAAUGACACUGACGUCUCCUGGUCUUAUGUAAUAAU